AUGUCAAGAGUUUCAAGUACUCCACCACCAGAAGAAAUGUCCAGCAAGCCCAUAGCUGACAGCCAGUGCACUACAGGCAUCAAAGUAGUGAAAUUCAAACACCUGUGGACCAUCAGAAACUUUACCCUUUGCCUAACAGGAAUGGGUGAAGCCAUGAAAAGUUCCGUCUUUGCAUGUGGAACUAAUGAUCAACUGAAAUGGUAUUUACGAUUAUACCCAAUGGGACACAAUGAAGAAAACAAAGAUUACCUUUCCCUGUACCUGUGUCUGGUCAGCUCACCAAAUCAUGAAGCACUAGCAAAAUUUAAUAUUUACAUUGUGAAUGCCAAGGGAGAGAAUACCAAAGUUAUGGCAAAUCAAGAAGUUUGUAGAUUCAUGGAAGGAGAAGGCUGGGGAUUCAUGAAAUUUAUCCGUAGAGAUAUGGUUUUGGAUAAGGCCAAUGGGCUUCUCCCUGAUGACAAGCUUACCUUACUCUGUGAGGGGAAAGUGGAAGAAGAUUCCACCAACAUUUCCAGCCAGAACACCAUGAAUAUGGUGAAGGCUCCUGAGUGCUGGUUGCCAGAUGAGCUAGGAGGACUGUGGAAGCAUUCCCGGCUCACAGACUGCUGCCUGUGUGUGUCUGGCCAGGAAUUCCGGGCUCACAAAGCCAUCUUAGCAGCGCGUUCUCCAGUGUUUUGUGCCAUGUUUGAACAUGACAUGGAAGAGAGGAGAAAGAACCGAGUUGAAAUCAGAGAUAUGGAACCCGACGUGUUUAAAGAAAUGAUGUCCUUCAUU
This is a messenger RNA of Chinchilla lanigera (long-tailed chinchilla), 774 nucleotides long. RefSeq names its product speckle-type POZ protein A-like. Gene Ontology annotation, biological process: regulation of proteolysis; proteasome-mediated ubiquitin-dependent protein catabolic process. NCBI's taxonomy places the organism in Eukaryota, Metazoa, Chordata, Mammalia, Rodentia, Chinchillidae. Gene Ontology annotation, cellular component: cytoplasm; nucleus. The transcript has a single exon. The annotation marks the transcript as partial. Gene Ontology annotation, molecular function: ubiquitin protein ligase binding. The record is from RefSeq and is a predicted model, not a curated record.